ACGUCUAUCAUUUGGAUUGAGUGCAAGAAAUGUUGAUCAACUUUCCCAUCUUAAAGGUUUACCUAAUGUGGAUUUCUUGUCAGUGAACUUUGACUACAACUGCGCCUCAGAAAACUUUGCACAAGAGUUGAGAAGCUUGCAGAUAUCUGGGGGAAAUUUGCCCAUCCUGCUAUACAAGAUGACAGUACAUGACUGUAUACUCAGCGAACACCAGUUUCUUGGAGAUUUAUUACAAGUUUUAUGGAGCAAUAGUCUGAAUAUUAUUGGAUGUGACAUGAAUGAAGUGUUAAACAAGCUGGACAUGCAGGAUGUCCCAGUGAGGUCCCAAUUUAGGAGUAGUUAUGAAAGCAUCUUGCAUGAAUUUGGGGACCAAAGCACUGAAGAAAGAGACCUUUUCCUCAGUAAAGCCUUCCCUGUGGACUUCCAGUGGGCAACAUCAACAGAGUCUUUCAAGGUUGAAGGAGGCUGGUUAGAAGGGGAGAAAGGAGAAACCAUCUGGGAUCGUUUUGGUCAUGAAGGGCAAGCCUUUAAUAACCAGACCGCUGACCUCACUAGUGACAGUUACAACAAGGUUGAUAUAGACGUCCACCUAUUGCGAAGUCUUGGAGUCAACACCUACCAGUUUUCUAUCUCCUGGGCCCGUGUUUUCCCCUCAGGUCACAGAGACAGCCAGUCCCAUGAAGGGGCUCUCUACUAUGACAAUCUGAUCAAUGCUCUUGUUAAAUCUGGCAUACAACCAGUUGUUACUCUCUACCACUGGGAUCUGCCUCAGGCUCUCCAAGACAAUGGUGGAUGGACCAACCCUUCCAUCGUUGAAGCUUUCAAGGACUAUGCAGACUUCUGCUUCAGUAGAUUUGGAGACAGGGUCAAGAACUGGAACACAUUUAGUAGUCCCUGGGUGGUGAGCCAUGCUGGGUAUGGCACUGGCGAGCAUGCUCCUGGAGUUAAAGACUAUGUGACUGCUUCCUAUCAGGUCACUCAUAAUAUACUGAAAUCCCAUGCUGAGGCCUGGCAUGUCUACAAUGACAAUUACAGAAAGACACAGGGAGGAAAAGUGGGCAUUGCAUUGAACUCAGACUGGGCCCAGCCCACUGAUGCCAACAACCCCGAAGACGUGGCGGCUGCAGAACGCUACCUCCACUUUAUGCUAGGCUGGUUUGCCCAUCCCAUAUUCAUAGAUGGAGACUAUCCUGCAGUUCUCAAAACUCAGAUUGAAAAGAAAAGAAACGAGUGUCCUGGAUCUGUGCCAGCAGUAAUUCCAACUUUCACAGCUGAAGAGAAGGCGAGGAUAAAGGGAACGUCUGACUUUUUUGGUUUAAAUCAUUAUACUUCCCGUUUGGUUAGCAGCAGCGUAGGUGGGUGCAACCCUGGUCCUGAGGGAGUUGGAGACUUCCAGGCUAAAGUGGACCCCUCAUGGCCCGCUACAGCAUCUGACUGGAUCUACUCGAUGCCUGAAGGACUGCGACGCCUUCUGAACUACAUUAAAGCAGAAUAUCUAACGGCUCACAAUGUGCCCAUUUACAUAACUGGGAAUGGCAUGCCAACAGAAUACAGUGUGGACACCCUCAAUGACACCAGCAGAAUCGAGUACAUGAGGGGUUACAUCAAUGAAGCCCUAAAAGCAAUUGAUCAAGAUAAAGUGGACGUGCAGCGAUUCACAGUGCAAUCACUCAUGGAUGGAUUUGAAGGAAACCAAGGGUACAGUGAAAGAUUUGGUCUUCACCUUGUUAACUUUGAAGAUGGAUACAGGCCGAGAACGCCAAAACAAUCGGCGUAUUUCUUUGCUCAGAUCAUCCAGCAAAAUGGUUUUGUGUCACGCACACAAGAUCAUUUUGAAGGUUUGAAAAUAUCACAAGCUCGCCGUUCCACCCCGCUGCCACCUUCAGAGGUCCCAUCAGCAUCAAAGGUUGUCUGGGAGAAAUUUACACCACAGAAAAAAUUUGACAGACAAAUGUAUCACUAUGGCCAUUUCCCACAAGACUUCUCCUGGGGCGUUUCAUCAUCAGCUUACCAAAUUGAGGGAGGAUGGAAUGAGGAUGGGAAAGGACCCAGCGUGUGGGAUACAUUCACUCAGAAGCCUGGUAGUGGUAUUCCUGGUAAUGCAACUGGAAAUGUUGCCUGUGACAGCUACAAUAGACUUGAUGAGGACCUGUACAUGCUGCGAGGACUGAAUGUAAAGUCAUACAGAUUUUCCUUGUCCUGGUCCAGAAUCUUUCCCAAUGGUAAGCGUGAAUCCCUGAACCAGAAGGGUGUUGACUAUUAUAACAGACUUAUCAAUGGUCUCUUGGCCCAUAAAAUCACCCCAAUGGUCACAAUUUAUCACUGGGACCUUCCGCAAGCUCUACAAAACAUUGGGGGCUGGCAGAAUGUGGAGAUGAUUGACAUUUUUAAUGACUAUUGCGACUUUUGCUUCGCCACCUUUGGCGACAGAGUGAAAUUCUGGAUGACCAUGAACGACCCUCAAGGGGUUGCAUGGCUCGGAUAUGGGACUGGAAAAAUCCCACCAAACAUUAAGGACCCAGGAACAGCUCCGUACGAAGUUGCACACAACCUAAUAAAAGCUCAUGCCAAGGCCUACCACACAUAUGACGACAAGUACCGUGCUUCUCAAGGGGGUUUAGUAUCAAUUGCCCUGAAUGCUGAAUGGGUUGAACCCAAAGACAUCAAUGUGCCUCGUGAAAUUGUUGCAGCUGACCGCGCCAUGCAGUUCCAGGUGGGUUGGUUCGCCCACCCAAUUUUCAAGAAUGGUGACUAUCCAGAGGCCAUGAAAGCCCAAGUUUUGGUCAAAAGUGAACUCCAAGGUCGUUCCCAGUCAAGACUCCCGUCUUUCACAGAGGAGGAAAAGAACUACAUUAAAGGAACUGCUGACAUGUUCUGUGUAAAUCACCACACUACAAGGAUAGUAAGCCAUGUCACAGGUCCUCUGUCUCCACAUUCAUAUCAAAAUGACUGGGACAUCACAGAAGAGGAGGAAGGAGGUUCACCAACUACAGCCAUCAAAAACCAGAGAGCUGUAUCAUGGGGGUUAAGAAGACUUCUCAACUGGAUCAAGGAAGAGUAUGGAGCCCCGGAUAUUUAUAUAACUGAUAAUGGUGUGGCUACAAAGGCAAAAACUACUUGGGAUGAUAUUGAAAGAGUGUAUUAUUACAAGACUUAUAUCAAUGAGGCUCUUAAAGCCUACGAACUUGAUGGAGUAAGGCUGAAAGGCUACCUAGCAACAUCUCUAAUGGACUCCUUUGAAUGGAUAAAUGGCUAUACAGUUGGUUUCGGGCUCUACCAUGUGGACUUCACUGACACAAACAGACCAAGAACACCAAAGUUUUCAGCUCAUUUUUACUUCCAAGUCAUGAAAGAUAAUGGUUUCCCCAUACCAGAUGAUGAAAGAAUGCUGUAUGGCGAAUUCCCUCAGGGCUUCCUUUGGAGUACUGCAACAGCAGCUUACCAAAUUGAGGGGGGUUGGAGAGCAGAUGGAAAAGGUCUCAGCAUCUGGGAUAAAUUUGCACACACUCCUCUCAAAGUUUUUGAGGAUGACAACGGGGACAUCGCUUGUGACAGUUACAAUAAAAUAGAUGAAGAUGUUGCAAUAUUAAAGCAACUUAGGGUAAACCAUUAUCGCUUCUCUAUAUCCUGGACGCGGGUACUUCCUGAUGGCACCACAAAUUACAUCAAUGAGGCUGGUUUCAGCUACUAUAACAGACUAGUAAAUGCACUGCUUGCAGCAAACAUCCAGCCUCAUAUCACUUUGUACCACUGGGAUCUUCCACAAGCCCUGCAGAAUGUUGGAGGUUGGGAAAAUGAGACUACUGUUGAAAGAUUCAAGGAUUACGCUGACCUCGUCUUUAGCCGUCUUGGUGACAGAGUGAAACUUUGGAUCACCAUCAAUGAGCCAUAUAAUGUUGCAAUGGUUGGCCAUGGAUAUGGAGUAGCUGCCCCAGGUAUCAGUUUCCGCCCAGGUACCCUUCCCUACAUUGUUGGUCACAACCUCAUCAAAGCUCACGCUGAAGCGUGGCACCUUUACAAUGACAAAUAUCGAGCUACACAGAAAGGAAGGGUCUCCAUCACUAUUAACUCUGACUGGUCAGAGCCCAGAAACCCCUACAAGCAAGAGGACAUUGACGCUGCCAGACGUGUGAUACAGUUCUACAUUGGCUGGUUUGCCCAUCCCAUAUUUAAUGGUGACUACAGCGAAACGAUGAAGACAAUCAUUCGGGAACGCAGUCUUGCAGCUGGCCUGAGUAAAUCACGGCUGCCUGAGUUUACACCAGAGGAAAUAAAGAGAAUCAAGGGGACGUAUGAUUAUUUUGGAUUCAACCAUUACACUACUGUCCUGGCAUACCCUUUAAACUAUGGAAAUCUUCAGCAUUAUGAUGGAGACAGGGGAGCAGGGACAGUUGUUGACCGUACCUGGCUUGAUUCUGGUUCCGGUUGGCUGAAGGUCACGCCGUUUGGAUUGCGCAGAAUACUGAACUUCAUUAAGAAGGAAUAUGGAAAUCCUACGAUUAUCAUCACUGAGAAUGGGGUCUCAGAGCGCGGGCCCAUAGAUCUAAAAGAUUAUCACAGGAGUUACUUCUAUGAAAAAUAUAUCAACCAAGUGCUGAAAGCUCACCUGCUAGAUGACGUGGACGUCCGUGGCUACACAGCUUGGUCACUCAUGGACAACCUGGAGUGGGCCACUGGCUUUGCAGAAAGAUUUGGACUUUUCUAUGUCAACCGCUCCGACCCCAAUGUGCCUCGAGUGGCCAAAGAGUCCGUCUCCCUCUACUCCACCAUCAUCAACUGUAACGGGUUCCCCGACCCUGCAUCAGGACCUCACGAUUGCUUAAAGCCUGGACCUGAAGGAACAAGUGCUCCAGUAAAUGUCAGCUCUGUCAACUUCCUGGGUCUGAAGCUCUCUGCUGAAGAAGCUGAAACGGGCCUUAACGCUACGUUUGCUCUGCUGAUUGUGGCAUCGACUGGAGCCAUUUGCUUGGCCAUCGGCUGCUUUUUAACUAAAAGACGUUUAAAAAAGAACUCAAGAAGUUGAACAAUGUAACUGCACUCACAUACAGACAUAUGAACAUUUAAGUGGAUAUUUAUAAAGUCUACAUGAAACAGCAUCUUCCACAGACAUAUUAUAUUCCAGCUGACUUUGUAUGUUUUUAAAUCAAUUCUUCAUGAAUAUAUUCCAUUGAUGAUGCCACCACAUCAG
Molecule: messenger RNA, 5188 nt
Organism: Fundulus heteroclitus (mummichog)
Lineage: Eukaryota; Metazoa; Chordata; Actinopteri; Cyprinodontiformes; Fundulidae
Product: lactase-phlorizin hydrolase
Exons: 16
Coding region: 179-5023 (1614 amino acids)
Biological process (GO): carbohydrate metabolic process
Molecular function (GO): lactase activity
Source: RefSeq, a predicted model, not a curated record